AGAGCAUCCCAUGAAUCAUUUUGUUUGACUCUUCUCUCCCAUCCAGAUGUGCAAGUGGAUCACUUGAAUCUCCUAAAGCAGUUUGAACACCUGGACCCCCAGAAUCAGCACACAUUCGAGGCACGCGACCUAGAGCUGCUGAUCCAGACGGCCACCCGGGACCUCGCCCAGUAUGACGCAGCCCACCAUGAGGAGUUCAAACGCUAUGAGAUGCUCAAGGAACAUGAGAGACGUCGUUACCUGGAAUCUCUGGGAGAGGAGCAGCGAAAGGAGGCAGAGAGGAAGCUGGAGGAGCAGCAGCGCCGGCACCGAGAGCACCCCAAAGUCAAUGUGCCUGGCAGCCAAGCCCAGUUGAAGGAAGUGUGGGAGGAGCUGGAUGGAUUGGACCCCAACAGGUUUAACCCCAAGACCUUCUUCAUACUACAUGAUAUCAACAGCGAUGGUGUCCUGGAUGAGCAGGAGCUGGAGGCCCUCUUCACCAAGGAGCUGGAGAAGGUGUAUGACCCAAAGAACGAGGAUGACGACAUGCGGGAGAUGGAGGAGGAGCGGCUGCGCAUGCGGGAGCACGUGAUGAAGAAUGUGAGGGGGCGUCGGGUGAGGGGGCGUCGGGUGAGGGGGGGAUGGGCCCCCAGCUUUGUCACUUACCCGGCUCCCCAGGUGGACACCAACCAGGACCGCCUCGUGACCCUGGAGGAGUUCCUGGCAUCCACCCAGAGGAAGGAGUUUGGAGACACUGGGGAAGGCUGGGAGACAGUGGAGAUGCACCCCGCCUACACCGAGGAAGAGCUGAGGCGUUUCGAGGAGGAGCUGGCUGCCCGGGAGGCAGAGCUGAAUGCCAAGGCCCAGCGCCUCAGCCAGGAGACCGAGGCUCUAGGGCGGUCCCAGGACCGCCUGGAGGCCCAGAAGAGAGAGCUGCAGCAGGCCGUUCUUCAUAUGGAGCAGAGGAAACAGCAGCAGCAGGGCCACAAUGUCCCGGCCUCCGACCCUGAGGGACACCUCAAGUUCCACCCAGACACAGACAAUGCGCCUGCCCCGCCUCUGAUCGAAGACAAGAAGAAUGUGGACACCUCAGAGAAGAAGCUUCCUGAGCAGCCCCCUGAGGUGCCCCAGUCAGAUUCCCAGCACCUGUGACCCUACAGGGACCCGCCCUCCCGGGUCUGAGGCUCCAAGGCAGCCGAUGAGAGCUGGGUGAAAUGGCACAAUCAGCCUUCCCCAGGGCCGCACACGUGUGGCCUCUGGGGGGGCACUUGGGGUGGCAUUUCACACAUGGCUGCCAGGCCCCACGUCUGCCUGUCUCAACUUUCACAGCCUUGUGAGUCUUGAACCUUUCCUCUGUCCCCGCAAGGGGCCUGUCUUCUCUUGCCAGUGAGGAACUCACUGGGUCAGCUGCGCUUAGGAAAGCCCCUCCUGGGAUGGCCAGCUCCCAGCCUGCCUUCCCAGGUGGCUUUGGCCUGUGGCCGCUCCAGGACCCUGUGUCCCCACAGUUGCUGGAGCCCACCUGCCGCUCCAGGUCGAGCUUCGUCCGAUACAUGGGGGCUUGGGGUGGUCCCUCGAGAGCUUCUCCAACCUUCCGUGAGACCAGCGAUGCCUCUGAGACAGUGUCUUCUCCAUAGCUGGGGGCUGAGGGGGCUGAGGGGCAGGGGACCCUCAGCCCAGCUGGACAGCUCCGACACCAGGAGCUCGGACCCUGCCUGUGCCCCUGGCUCCAGCCUCCUCAUCAAAGCCUCCUCUCAGACCUCCAGGACCCAGAAUGGGCUCAGAGCUGACCCCGCCCCAGGACCAGGUCCCGCCCCUCAGCCUCAUGUAUAGACCCUGAAAGUCAGCCCAGCCUACAUUCCUGGCCUCACCUCACAGUGCUCCUUGCCCUGCUCUGUGCUCCAGUCCCAUCCAAAUACACUUUCUGGAACAAA
This is a messenger RNA of Carlito syrichta (Philippine tarsier), 1910 nucleotides long. It is a transcript of the gene NUCB1, whose product is annotated as nucleobindin 1. Gene Ontology annotation, cellular component: endoplasmic reticulum-Golgi intermediate compartment; extracellular exosome. Gene Ontology annotation, molecular function: calcium ion binding. NCBI's taxonomy places the organism in Eukaryota, Metazoa, Chordata, Mammalia, Primates, Tarsiidae. The record is from RefSeq and is a predicted model, not a curated record. The transcript has 8 exons. Bases 211 to 1131 code for a protein of 306 amino acids.